This is a messenger RNA of Neohortaea acidophila, 1496 nucleotides long. RefSeq lists its product as uncharacterized. Bases 1 to 1389 code for a protein of 462 amino acids. NCBI's taxonomy places the organism in Eukaryota, Fungi, Ascomycota, Dothideomycetes, Mycosphaerellales, Teratosphaeriaceae. The record is from RefSeq and is a predicted model, not a curated record. The transcript has a single exon.
AUGCACGAGCAAGUCCGAAUCCUGGCGAUGUAUCUCGAGACGGAGCGGGAAUCUGUACAAACAGCAAGAAGGGCAAACGUUGAUCUGGAGGAGCGCUUGCGAGCCGCGACAACACGCCUGGAAGAGUAUGAGCGCCAAAUACCACACCGAAUUGAAAUGGCUGGGCUGAGCGCGAGCUUGAAGACGUCAGAGAAGAUGUACCGCAUACUCGCGAGCGAGAGAGGUCGUGAUAGUGGCGAGAUUGUGGCUCGGACCGCCGCCUGGCUGGGAAAGCAGCCUGAAGUGCCACAAGCUCCUUAUGAUGCUCUUAGGGGUUGGCCUCCCAGCGCCACGUCUCUGGGACAGCAGCCGGAGGUACCACAAGCUUCUCAUGAAGCCCGCCGAGUCUUACCUCCGAGUGCCACGACUCUGGGAAAGCAGCCGGAAGUGCCACAAACUCCUUACGAUGCUCGUGGGGUUUUGCCUCCCGGCGCGACAUAUUCGGGAAAUCAGCCAGAAAUACCACAAACACACUAUGAUACUCGUGGGUUGCUGCCUCCUGACGCGACAUAUCUGGGAAAUCAGCCUGGGGUGCAUCAAACUUCCUAUGAUGCUCGCGGGGGUACGCAUCCCAGCGCCAAAUCUCUGGGAAAGCAGCCUGUGAUGCAGCAAACUCCUCACGCGAGCUCUUCUGCACAUUCAACCUUUCGGAACUUCUUCUCCGAGAUGGGCCCGCCGAACUCGCAACAGAAUACAAACCCAAACCUCAUUGCAGCACAGGGCCUGGCUCAACUUCAGCAAGGACCCUCGACCUCACAAGAGCACCCAUCGGCCGACAGCCAGCACGCGCGAACUUCUUCCCUUGAAGACCAUUCCUCCCAACCAAGUGCCUCCAAGCGUCCUCCCUCGGGCACAUUCCUCAUCAACAACCCGCACACAGUCGACCCCAUCCUGGGCAUCCAUCUCGGGUUCGACAAAAGAGGCAGAAUCAUUCUAAGCCGACAAGAGGACAUCCCACGACUCACUUUCCAAAUGGCGCGCCACGACACCCUGCAGCCCAUCAUGGACGCAGCACGCGAAAACUCCUUUCACCAAGGCGUCAAAGCCGCCGGCAGGGACUACCACUGCGCAUUGACGGGCUUCCACCUUCUGCCCACGUUCUGGACUAAGGUUGCUGAGAGGCAGCUCGCGUGCAAGGAUUGCUCGAAGAAUCGCCGCACGUGCAUUACGUGGGACCCCGAGAGAGCGGCGUGGGCGUUGCUCCCGCUACAUCCGUAUCUGCGCGCUUCGGGUUUAAAGUCGGAUGACCCUUUGUUUUUCGUCGCUGGGAAGACGCUCGAUCCGCGUGGGCGGACGGAAGAGCUUUGGUCGGAUGAAGCCGCUCGCAGAGCGACUAGGACGGUCUCGUAGGGAACGUGAUAGCUUCUGACCGGGCAGUCUGAUGGGAAGAGACGAGGAAAUCCGCACAGCGCCAUGCCUGUCGUUCAGUAUUGGACCCUAGCUACGUGACAUCGAUG